GUUGUGAGAUCUAUUCAGACGCGAGCAAUCACGCCUCAAUGAUUCAGGGCAUCAGGAACAGCGGCGCCAAGAAGUUUAUCUUCCGUCACAACGACGCCAAGCACUUGCGUGAGCUGCUGGAGAAAUCGGAUCCCUCCGCUCCCAAGAUCGUGGCCUUUGAGACGGUGCACUCGAUGGACGGCGCCGUGUGUCCGCUGGAGGAGAUGUGCGACGUGGCCCACGAGUUCGGCGCCGUCACGUUCGUGGAUGAGGUGCACGCGGUGGGGCUGUACGGCCCCCGAGGAGGCGGCAUUGGGGAUCGGGACGCAGUGAUGCACAAGAUGGACAUCAUCUCUGGCACUCUGGGGAAAGCGUUCGGCUGUGUGGGCGGCUACAUCGCCAGCACUAACGCUCUGGUGGACACGGUGCGCUCGUACGCCGCCGGCUUCAUCUUCACCACGUCUCUGCCGCCCAUGCUGCUGGCUGGAGCCCGCGAGUCCAUCCAGAUCCUGAAGAGUGAGGAGGGCCUCGCGCUCCGCCGCAAACACCAGCAGCUGCGGCAGAUGCUGCUGGACACGGGCCUGCCGGUGGUGCACUGCCCCAGCCACAUCAUCCCCAUCAGAGUGGCAGACGCAGAGAAGAACUCGAAGGUGUGCGACAUCAUGAUGAGCCGCUACAACAUCUACGUCCAGGCCAUUAACUACCCCACGGUGGCCCGC
Molecule: messenger RNA, 698 nt
Organism: Sinocyclocheilus rhinocerous
Lineage: Eukaryota; Metazoa; Chordata; Actinopteri; Cypriniformes; Cyprinidae
Product: 5-aminolevulinate synthase, nonspecific, mitochondrial-like
Biological process (GO): erythrocyte development; hemoglobin biosynthetic process; heme biosynthetic process
Cellular component (GO): mitochondrion
Molecular function (GO): pyridoxal phosphate binding; 5-aminolevulinate synthase activity
Source: RefSeq, a predicted model, not a curated record